Tripterygium wilfordii is the source of this 1675-nucleotide messenger RNA. RefSeq lists its product as uncharacterized. Bases 277 to 1389 code for a protein of 370 amino acids. NCBI's taxonomy places the organism in Eukaryota, Viridiplantae, Streptophyta, Magnoliopsida, Celastrales, Celastraceae. The record is from RefSeq and is a predicted model, not a curated record. The transcript has 2 exons.
CAGGUAAUUACAUGCAUAUCUUCACGAAUUCUUAUCGCCAUACAUAUAUGUGUCUUGUUUGAUUUAUCGAUUCAAUCUAGAAAUUACAAAAACUCGCUUAAAUUUCGCUAUCUCGCUGCUCCAAGAUUCAAGAAGGUACUUACUCCGUUUUAUGAGUCUUGGUCGUCAUUCUCUUAGCUUGGAUCUUGCGACGAUAGAGCGACACUACAGCCAACUACGGCUAGACCACGAGGCUAGAGAAGAAGUGCUUGAAGUAGAGUUACCGGUCAUCAGGUCAUGGCUAACCAACGCGACCGAAGAAGUCUUGCAGAUUAUAAUAUGCCUACCAUGGACGCAUUACAAUCUAGUAUCCGUCCUCCACCGAUUACUGCGAGUAGCUUUAGAAUCAAGCCAUUUAUCAUCUCAACUAUCCAGCAGUCAGCAUUUUGCGGUUUACCCCAUGAAGAGCCGACUACUCACAUUGCCGCAUUCUUAGAGAUAUGUGACCUUUUGAAGUAUGAUGGUGUUUCCGAGGAUGCUGUGCGAUUGAGAUUGUUCCCGUUCUCUGUGAGAGACAAGGCGAAGUCAUGGUUGAGAUCGCUACCACCGAACUCCAUCACUACAUGGGAUGACCUUGUCAAAAAGUUCCUUUCCAGGUUCUGUCCCCCAGCGACAGCACAUAUCCGAAAUGAAAUUACGUCGUUUGCUCAAUAUGAUGCGGAACCCUUCUAUAAAGCUUGGGAGAGAUACAAAGACUUAUUGAUGAAAUGUCCACAUCUCGCCUUGCCCACUUGGCUGCAAGUCCAAUCAUUUUACAAUGGGUUGAAAAGUGCUAGCAAGACGAUGAUUGAUGCUGCAGCAGGUGGAGCACUGAUGGGAAAGAUAGAGACGGAGGCAUAUAAGUUGCUAGAUGAGAUGGCCCAGAUGGAGGCAUAUGAGUUGCUCAAUGAGAUGGCCCCCAAAAGGUAUCAGUGGCCGAAUGAGCGGUCAAAUCUAAAGAAGGGAGACAUGCUUGAAUUUGAUGCCGUUUCAGCUUUAUCUGCUCAAAUAGCCACCCUUGCGAAGAAGCUUGAUACAAUGAGCAUGAAUGCAGUACAAAGCACAAGUGCUAGUGUGAGCUGUGAUUAUUGUGCUGGAAGGGUAAACACUCUUUCCGUCAACACAUACCAGUCCCAAGAGAAAAAGCCUGACUUAGAAGAACUUAUAGCAGAACUAACUGGAAGUGUAAACACUCUUUCCGUCAACACGUACCAGUUCAUGAACAAGACGGAUCAGUUCAUGAACAAGACAGAGACUGCCCUUCAGAAUCAAGCAGCAUCAAUCCGAAACUUGGAGUUACAAGUGGGUCAACUUGCAAAUACACUGAUUGGACGAGAGAGAGAGGAGCACUUCCUAGCCAAUCUGAAGUAAACCCAAAAUGGAAAGAACAAGUGAAUGCUAUGGCACUUUGGAAUGGGAGACCAGUGUAGACAGCUGUGGACUUAGAGGCAGAGAGGGCUGAGAAGCCGAACAUAAGUCGCUUGGUUUGUUAAUGUAGUAACUCUUCUCGAUGCAUGAAAUUGUAUCUUUAAUUGUGAAAUUAUUGUCGUGAUACACUAUGGUUUACGUUUGAAGGAAGAUAGGUUCAUUGCGACAAUGCCAUUACAUAUCUGGAUCUCAUUGCAUAUUAAAGAUGUGAUAUUAAUUUGUUCCUGCA